Molecule: messenger RNA, 381 nt
Organism: Dichomitus squalens LYAD-421 SS1
Lineage: Eukaryota; Fungi; Basidiomycota; Agaricomycetes; Polyporales; Polyporaceae
Exons: 2
Source: RefSeq, a predicted model, not a curated record
ACUUUUCAGAAAGCGCAGGUGAAGGCGCACGCGAAGCUGAGCUUCCAUGAGCAGGUCGGCCAGAUCCUGGGCUUGAUGUGGGCGCCGACGAGGAUGGAUGACCAGGCGAAGUUCUUACGCUUGCGAGGAGGCAACAUCAGCGUGUAUCUGCGGAUGCCGGUCGUAUCGGGAUACAAGGAGAACAUCCGGGCACUUCUCCUUAAUCACACCACGGGUCCGAUCCUUCUCAAGGAGACGGACGGCGCCAUCCCGUGCGAGCGAGAAGAGCCUCCCCACUUCGGGAUCGGGCGGACGCUAGGCGAGAACUACGGCACUGUCGCGUGUGGGAAGGACCGGCACCGAAAUGCUGCUCUAAAGCAGGCAAAUGUAGAAGAGGGGUGA